Molecule: messenger RNA, 599 nt
Organism: Serpula lacrymans var. lacrymans S7.9
Lineage: Eukaryota; Fungi; Basidiomycota; Agaricomycetes; Boletales; Serpulaceae
Exons: 2
Coding region: 72-575 (167 amino acids)
Cellular component (GO): nucleus
Molecular function (GO): protein binding
Source: RefSeq, a predicted model, not a curated record
ACCUUGGUGUGCACCUCAGAGUGUAUGUUUUUUUAGCACACGUGCUUCGUUCAAGACAUGUUCUUAGUUUCAUGGGCGGGACGUCUGGGCGGAAGGCGCAAAUGAAGACUUCUGGCCUUGCAGCAUAUGUGCAAACGUCAGAAAUGGUCCGCGCAGUCCUUGCGCGCGAUCCAGGAAAUGCAUUUGGAAUCUGGGAAUUAGGCCAGAGUGUUCGUAGCUAUCUCGAUGGUGUUGAAGCGAGGGAUGAGCGGAAAGAGUAUGAGGGCUCGACUAUGGAUUCCAAAGAAAUGCUCGGAUGGGGGAUUUGGCCAGAGGCAAGCUAUUUCAACCACAGCUGCAAUCCUAAUGUCGUUAAAAAGCGCAUCGCACGCAAUCUAGUGUUUAUCACGACAAGUGUAGUUCAGGAGGGAGAUGAACUGUGCAUUGCAUAUGUUGACUGUGAUGAAAUACAGACUACAGAAAUUGAUGAAUUCGCUGCUGGAGAGAAGCGAAGAGAGCUUUUGAGAAAGUGGUGGUUCUUUGGAUGUGCUUGCUCGAGGUGCAGUUUUGUGGGGGGAAAAAUGGGAGAAGAAUAGUUGCCCAGCUUCAUAUCUAGUCAU